Messenger RNA from Myotis lucifugus (little brown bat), 2100 nucleotides. It is a transcript of the gene HMGCS2, whose product is annotated as 3-hydroxy-3-methylglutaryl-CoA synthase 2. The record is from RefSeq and is a predicted model, not a curated record. Gene Ontology annotation, biological process: acetyl-CoA metabolic process. Gene Ontology annotation, molecular function: hydroxymethylglutaryl-CoA synthase activity. The transcript is spliced from 9 exons. Bases 80 to 1441 code for a protein of 453 amino acids. Gene Ontology annotation, cellular component: mitochondrion. NCBI's taxonomy places the organism in Eukaryota, Metazoa, Chordata, Mammalia, Chiroptera, Vespertilionidae.
CUAUAAAGCCGGCUGGGGCACUGCCGGGCACCUCUCCCCUGGACUGUGAACUGCUGGCUCUCUGCUCGCGCCUCUGAAAAUGCAGCGGCUGCUGACUCCCGCCAAGCGGGUCUUGCAACUGAAGAGGGUGCUCCAGGGAGCACCUGCCAUGCUUACCCGCCUUCUCCCCGCCGCCCACCGCAGGUUUUCUACAGUCCCUGCUGUCCCCUUGGCCAAAACGGGUACUUGGCCGAAGGACGUGGGCAUCCUGGCCCUGGAGGUGUAUUUCCCAGCCCAGUACGUGGACCAAACAGACCUGGAGAAGUACAACAAUGUGGAAGCAGGGCGGUACACGGUGGGCCUGGGCCAAACCCGCAUGGGCUUCUGCUCCGUCAAGGAGGACAUCAACUCCCUGUGCCUGACGGUGGUGCAGCAGCUGAUGGAGCGCACGAAGCUCCCCUGGGACGCGGUGGGCCGGCUGGAAGUGGGCACCGAGACCAUCAUCGACAAGUCCAAGGCUGUCAAAACAGUGCUCAUGGAGCUCUUCCAGGACUCGGGCAACACGGACAUCGAGGGCAUCGACACCACCAAUGCCUGCUACGGGGGCACGGCCUCCCUCUUCAAUGCGGCCAACUGGAUGGAGUCCAGCUCCUGGGAUGGUCGCUAUGCAAUGGUGGUCUGUGGAGACAUCGCAGUGUAUCCCAGCGGCAACGCUCGCCCCACAGGGGGCGCCGGAGCCGUGGCGAUGCUGAUUGGGCCCGAGGCCCCCCUGGUCCUUGAGAGAGCUGGCAUCGACCGAACCUUCACUCUGGAUGACUUACAGUUCAUGAUCUUCCACUCACCCUUCUGCAAGUUGGUCCAGAAAUCGCUGGCUCGCCUGAUGUACAAUGACUUCCUAUCGGCUGGCAGCGACUCUCAGAGCAGCCGCUACAAGGGGCUGGAGGCCUUCCGGGGGCUAAAGCUGGAAGACACCUACACCAACAAGGACAUGGACAAAGCUCUCCUGAAGGCCUCUCUGGACAUGUUCAACAAGAAAACCAAGGCCUCUCUUUACCUCUCCACGCACAAUGGGAACACGUACACCUCCUCCCUGUAUGGGUGCCUGGCCUCACUUCUGUCCCAUCACUCUGCCCAAGAGCUGGCCGGCUCCAGGAUCGGCGCCUUCUCCUACGGCUCAGGCCUGGCAGCAAGUUUCUUCUCAUUUCGCGCGUCCCAGGAUGCUUCUCCGGGCUCCCCCCUGGCAAACCUGGUUUCUAGUCUGUCCAACCUGCCAAAACGCCUGGACUCCCGGAAGCGCAUGUCUCCUGAGGAGUUCACAGAAAUAAUGGACCAAAGAGAACAAUUCUUCCACAAGGUGAAUUUCUCACCCCCUGCUGACACCACCAGCCUUUUCCCAGGCACCUGGUACCUGGAGAGAGUGGAUGAGCUGCAUCGCCGAAAGUACGCCCGGUGUCCGGUCUGAAGGUGCUCCACGGAGCGGCCCUGGGAAAAGUAUGCUAGCACAGCUUUUGCCCACGAAUCAUAUACAAACAAACCACCACCCACCCACUCUUAGCUGGUAAACAGAAUGGAUUGGACACGCUGUCCCCGUCAGCCCGGGCCCUGUGGAGUGACAGCCCCCCUCCGGGGCCCGCAUGCCUUCUCCUGCUGCAUCACUGCCAGGCGCCGUGCGCUGUGGGCCAGGGCCCUUCGUGGAGAUGGAGGGAGGCCUAGCCCGGACCUCCCGCAGCGUGGCAGAUCCUUGUCUCCAGAUCCCGACGACUCGUCUAUCGUUUGUUAUAGCUGUUUGUAUUGUUAUUAUUAUUACGUUCCUGUGCUGUUAUAUCUUUAUUCUUUCUUUGGGUUUUCUGUGAAUUUCUCAAUUUUAUACCUGGUACUCAGCUGAUAUAGCGCCAUUAAAAAGAUAGAGACAUGGGCGGGGGGAAGGGAGAGGGGGAAGGGGACGAUGGUGUGGUGCUGGACAAUAGCUAGACUGGGGGGUGAUGACUUUGUGGUGUAUACAGUUGUCGAAUUCCAAUGCUGUACACCUGAAAUGUAUAUAAUCACUUAACAAAAGUUAAAGGCAAGAGAGGCAACCAGGCCCCAGAAGUCACAAACAAGAAAAUAAAAUUAAAUAUUCAU